Messenger RNA from Rotaria sordida, 770 nucleotides. Lineage: Eukaryota; Metazoa; Rotifera; Eurotatoria; Philodinida; Philodinidae. The record is from the annotation of a GenBank genome assembly.
AUGGAUAUAGGUGUUUAUAUGGCUCUUGGAGAAGCUGAUCCAACGAUAGUUCGAUUGGCUCAAGACCAAAAGGCAUAUAUUGUCGCUGCGGAUUCAGACUAUAAUCUUUAUGAACUUCCAAUGGGUUAUGUUCCAUUAAAAUUCUUCGAUUUGAACAGACUCGAAGGACCACUUUAUCAAAUGAAUGAUUUUUUCACGGAAAUGGAUGCAAGUGGUGUUGGUUUGUGGGCAUCAUUCAUUAAAUAUGACUUUGUCGAUUUGACAAAUUUACAAGCAUUUCUUUCGAUAAAUAAACCAUACGAUCAAGACGAGUUUGAAUUAUGGCUCAAUAAUCAAUCAUCAGACGAACAGAAACGUAAAUUAAUAACAACUGAGUGGCUUCUUCUUCGUUUUAUUCAACAAGUAGGAAGCACAAAUGCAUAUAGACAAUUGAUCAAACUAGUUGCAGUAGAUGACCGAGAGAAAUUCAAUCAAAUUAUAUUUAGCUAUACCAAUGUUAAGCCCAUAGCUGAAAUCAAAACCAAAACUAAAAAGAGCCUCCAUAAGUAUCUUGAAAGACUUUUCAUCAGUGGAAAUCUUGAUCACUCAAUUCUUAACAUUCUGAUUAACAGAAACGUUCUCAAGAGUGAGCAAGAAAACAAUCCAGUGUAUUAUCAAUUGCUUCUACCAAUUAUUCAAAGUCUUCUUACUUGGGAUAAUGAGAACAUGGAAUUGAAGAACGAUAUAGAAAAAGUCGUGUUCAACAAUCAAUUAUAUGAACCUCUGAAAGA